CAGAUAUUUGAAUAUAUUUCAAUUAUACAGAUAUUUCUCACCCUUUUGAAAACUAGCUCUGUGAUUGAUAUUGGUGGUUGUCUAGCCUGUGAAAGGCAGACCUGCAACGAUGAACGAUGACAAACCGUUUGUCUGUCCCGUUGCAGAUUGCGCCAUGGUGAGUUACAUUUUUGAAAGCAUAAAUACAAGUAAAGGCGGCAUUACUUUGCUAGAAGUUAAAAAUUUUAUUUUAGAGAUAUGCUUUAUAAUCACUUAUGGUUUUUUAAGAAAUUAUCUCUUACUAGAGCUCAAAAGGGUGCAGUUUUUUACUCUGGGUCUGGGUAUUUUAAGAAAUAAGCUCACUGACAGUCCUACAAUACACAAUAGGCCUACAAACAGUCCUACACCCUACCUCCCGUCCUUUAAACAUUAGGUCUACAGACAGUCAUAUGCUAUAACCACUGUUCUUUAUUGAUUAAUAUAAUGUUCGCCUCCCGCUAAAGAAAUUUAUUUUACCUGAGUUCACAUCCCAUGGAUGAAAGCCUUUUUUUUUUCACUCAGUACUAUUAAUUUAAAAUAUGUAAAGUUGGGGGGAGGGCAUUUUCGAAAAGGAAGCAUGACAUAACAGAAGCAAAUUGUAUAUAAGCGAUUAUGUUUUAGUACCCAUGUUUACAAAUUCUAUUUCAGCGAUUUAUUAAUGAAGAUCAUCUCAAUGUUCACUCCAAGAAGCAUGAAAUGUCACUGGCUCUUAACUCAAGCGGACAAUCCAGUAACUCACCAGCACAUCAUUUUUUAGGUAACUAAUUUUUUCUAUGGGUGGUUAGUAUAUUAUUGGUAUAUUAAAUAUGCAUGUUAUACAUGUGAAACAUAAAAGUUUCAUUUUGUGAUUGUUUUGUUUCACUAAAGAUCAACGAAGAUAAACUAAUUUAACAAAAUACUGGCCGCAAUAUGUAGAAAAAUCAGACAUUGUCUUAUUUUGUUAUUACUAUGAAGUAAAAAAUAAAUAACACAAAAUCAAAUUUUCUAUCAUUAAGAAAACAAGUCAUGACAGAGAUUUUAUUUAAAAAAAAUAAAUAUUCAAUAUGGUGGGUUGUUGUCAUAAUAAAAUUUUUUUCUAUAUGUAAAGAAUUUCAGUUCUGAUGUUACCAUGUUUGGGCAUAAUUAUUUUAUUUAUUCACAUCGAUUAUUGUUUAAAAAAUACAAUUUUAUUGUAUGGUGUAAAAUUUUGAUUAAGGGCCAUACAUACGAAUGCACUGAGAGGGAAGAGGGGGUUGUUGAUUUUGAGAUUUCCCGACCGGGGGUGGAGGUCUAGGCAGAAUGUGUACAUACAAUUAUGCACAAAAUGUGCAAUAAUUAUCCUGAAAUUCAGAGGGUACCUUUAUAUCCUAUUUUGAUCUCUGUGAGCCAGCUAUUGCCUAAAAUCUGUGAAAUCCAUAAUUUCUUCUUAUUUGUGAAGGCUAAACAGAUAUCAAGGCAACAUUAAGUUUUAAACAUCAUACUGUUUUUUGUUUUUGCUUUCACAACUGAACCUGCUAGAUAUCGCAACAGUCAAACAGUAUUUUCAGAAUAUUGGCCAGUCCUGAUUAUAAACCGGGUUAGGUUUAUGAAACUUGGGUGUUCAGAUACAUCAUUUAAAAUUAUUAUUUUUGCAAUAUCGCAAUUGUAUGCCAGAUUUCUCGUUAAAGACUUACAUGAGGAGGAGUAAAGUGGCCUAUACUCUGAAAAAAAUAGGUUUUUUUACCAGUGACAACUUCAGGGUACUGUGCUUGUGAUGUAAUUAUUUUUUUCGUAUGAAGUAAAGAUUGUAUUUGCUAUGCUGAACAAUCAGUGGAGAAAACACAUGACAUCAUUUGUUCAGGUUAAUUAUUAUAUUCUGUUGAACCAAAUAGUUGGUAAAGCCGAUUUCAUUGUCACUUGGUUUAAUCAUAUUGUACAUCUUAUUUGUCUAUAAAUAUAUUGAUUUAUUUUUUAAAGAAAUGGGGUAGAGGGGGUGGGGUGUGUGUGUUUCAUUUGCAUAUUCAUAUGGUGGGGGGGAAUGUCCAAAAAUGUAAGGGUGCAACAGGGGAGGGGAGGAUGAAAAUUUGCCUAUCUUACAUACUUAACAUAUCGAUUUUCUGUAUUUCAUGUGUGAUUGUUUCUCUGUUCAUACAGACACAAGAAAAUGGUCAAUUACAAUUUUGCUUUACAUUAUUAAUAUAAUAUUUUUAUUACCAGGGGUAUGUAAUUUUAAAUUUCAUUAACUUUGGAUUAUUUUAAUAUGUUUAAAUUAAGGUUGUAAAAAAAAUCAUUAAUCACUAACUAUUAUUCUCACCUAAAAAGAUAAUUUUAAACAGGUUCCUUCCUAUUGAAAGCGAUGAACAGGUAAUUGCUUUUCCACAUUAGAUCAUAGAUUUCCUUUAAAGAAAUUACUGUUAACUUUAAUAUUCUAUUGUUUCAGACCAGACUCCCACUCCAACUAAAUUCCUAAAAAACUGUGAAGAGAUUGGCCUGUUUCAGGAGCUGUCUUCCAAUCCAUUUGAUCAUGCAUACAAAAAAGCACUUGACAGUGAUGUAUGUUUGGCAGACAGCUUGAAAUUUUUUUUUUAAAAAUCGUUUUAUUUUCUGCAAGUAUUUGUAGCAGCGCAAAAUGUGUUAAUAAGUAUAUCCUAAAGUUUUAAACAAAGACAACACUAUUUAUAUCGUGCAUGAAUACAAAUGAAUGUCAUAUUUGAGACUUUUAUUUCUUUUGUUCACCCACAGCCACCUCUUCCUGGUCCUCCCACUGGCGAAUUGAACACACCAACACUUAUCCUGACGGACACACCAAAAAACUCAGGUGUUUCAGGUACUCACCAUGGGGUAGACAAGGUCAAGAGUACAGAACCCCUGAGGCCAAGUCCUUUAGCCAAAACAGCAACACCCAGCAAGCUGGUUUUGGACCUGUCUGGAAAAAGUGUCAUGUCAGCUCAACCCGCCUCCACAAAACUAACUGCUAAAAGAAACUAUACCUCUCAGGUAAAGAACGGUGCUGGUUUCUGACAGGUAACAGAAAUCUUACCUCUCAGGCAAAUAAUGUUUAGUUGCAUUAAGCAUUGGCAUCAAUUUAGAAAGAACAACUGUUCUCUCUGAUGUGAGUUACUAAAGUCCUUGAGUAAGGUGUUCAGAUGUACAUUUUCUGUCUUUCAUCAUUAAGUUUAUUAUUCAAAUUAAAUAGUCAUUUGGCUCUUUAACAAUUCAAAUUGUUAUCAACUUGGCUAACUUUUGUGACACAUUAAGAAUUUCUUAAUAACAAUUCUAGCUGUUGUCAUGAACUUUGUUAUGUGAGACAUUAAGAAUUUCUUAAUAACAAUUCUAGCUGUUGUCAUGAACUUUGUUAUGUGAGACAUUAAGAAUUUCUUAAUAACAAUUCUAGCUGUUGUCAUGAACAUUGUUAACUAAUGUAACACAGUAUCAGCAACAUUAGAGGCAAAAUUGUUGCCAAGUUUCUUAUUUGAUUGUCAAUAGAAAGACUUAAACAUCUACAAAUCAUAGCUCUGUUGACAAUGCAACAACAGACCUGUUUACUCUUACGAUUUUGGCGUAGAAUGUACGAUGUUUAGAUGUCUUUUACGAUUGUACGCCAAGACCCGCCAAAACUACGAUUUUCAGAGACCCGGUGGAAAAAAUUUUUUCCCCCAUUUAAAAAAAUUAAUAAAUUUUCGGGUUUGGGCGUUUUAGCCCUCUCUCAUGAAGAUCUGGCAGUGAAUACGAACGAGACAAACGAAUGGUUGGAUUUUUUUUUUUAAGUUGGGCCUAUCCUUAUUAUAUUUCGAAAGCACUCAUGGGGACUGGGGAGGUGGGGUUGUUGAUGACGGAAAUUGUGGCAUACAACGAGACACGCAUGGGUAGGGGAUUGGUGGGAGUGUCAAAGGAUAUAAAGAAAUAACCCCGACGUAUCGUAUUGACGGGAUCACAGUGAACUAGCUGGCUGCGUCAACAGUAAUAUUUGGAUGUGUCGCCCUAGCGACAACUUCACUCACCAUCGCCUUUGACUGCUACCAAGCGUGUGACGUAGUUUUGGUACAUAAUUAUUUUGUUCCUCAGAACCGCGGCGAUUGUAAAACUAGAGAUGGUUUUUACAAUAAACUAGAUGAUCCAACUGUUCUGCUGUGGAGCGUUGGAUGUUGGGCAUAUCGGUAUUUUAUAAGAUCCAGUCAGCGACAUUUACACAAUAUAUGGAAAUAUUUUGUAGUUUUAUUUAUUUACUAUAGAGAUAUUGUAUUGUACGAUUUUGAGACCAGAUUGUACGAUUUUAGGGGUUUGAGGGUAAACAGGUCUGCNCUUUGGUGUGAUCUACUCGAGGAACUUAAUCGUACACAGCAAUAUCUGCAAUAAAAACGUUUUACUCUUUACAAAGUGGUGACCAAGCUAGAGUCCUUAAGAUUGUUUUUGCACGAGAAGCGCUGUGACUUGGUAGAGCAUACUAUUGAAAAGGCAUUUAAAAUCGGGCCAAUAUGGAAUUUCGGUAGAGAGAAGAUUAAGGUUUAGGAAGUGAAUGGCAGACUGGCGAGCCACAUGCGGCUCUUUAGCGAUCUGAGUGCUGCUUGGUCAGCCGGCCACAAACGGUUUUGACUCCCAAAAACAUGGUUCUUGGCAGGUUCUUGACAAAGAAUUUGGCUCUCAAACAAAUUUUAAUCCCCCUGCUGGUGUUUUUUUUUUUUGUGGCUCUUUUGACUCAUGAGUUUGCCCGGCACCACUGGACUCAAGCGUGUUAACUGAAAAAAUCAAGCGCCUUUUGGGUAGGCGACGGCAUAGUUUUUUCCCAGUAAUGAGGGUGGGGGAUGGUUGGAAACAAUGACGUCACAGCACGGAAAGACGUGUUGUCACCAUAUUACUACUAGAGUGAUUUCUUGAUGAAAACACAAAGCAUUAGUAUACGAUAACUGCGAAACACUGUGGUGAUGUUUUAUAGCCUUAAUAAUAAUAAUUAACAAUGGGCCUAAUUGGAAUUCAUGGCCUUUACAGAUUUUCAGGUGACAGUUGGCUCCAUAAGAAACUGUCAGGAUAAUCAUUGAAGAAUUCAUGCAUAAAUGUAGGUGCAGUCUGCCCCCCCCCCCCCCCCCCCACUUUUCCCAUCAAAGCUGCCAUGCGCAUCCUCAGCGUGUACGUAGUAGUUGGAUAGCUUUACGUUGACAAGGUGGGGAGGGGGGGUUAUGAAUAUUUUUUACAUUUCAUUUUGCCUACCGAGUAUGUUAUAUAUGGAUGUCCCAUUGUCCAAACAGCCCUGCCGUACGAAGUGGGCUCCAUAGACGGAUGUGCACAUUGCGAUAUUUUAAUGUUACCAUGAAUGGAAUCGACGGCCCUUUUUGUUUUCGUUACCGUAGUUGAGCAUGCACAAUACAUUACGAUAUGGCAUCGACACAAUGAAAGGCACGCGAAACCGAUGAUGAAGAAGGAACUUCAACUGAACAUCAGAUUCAGGAAAAAGAAAGUUUAUUCGCUGAUAUCCUAUCUUGAAUAUCAGACAAAAUUGACUGAGUUGCGUUCUUCAAAUAAGGGUCCAUCAGACGCAAACAGCACAGUCGGACUUUUCAUGAGCAAUCAAUCUGAGAUAAAAGGAGUGGUGUUGAUUUAAGAGAUUGUGUGCACGGCGCCGGUCCAAGUUUUUAAAUUUAUAUACUCAACAUCGCCAAAUUUUCGUAAUGACAGUUCGGGUGUGUGGUGCGGGGGGGGGGGGGUGUCCUCGGAGGAAGGUAUGUGCGUUUUAAAAAAANAAUAGUAGAAGAAUUACAGUAGGGUGAUGUUAAGUCCACCCAAUGUUCAACGCGCGCACGACGUAUAUUUCGUUGGGCUACGCCAGUGGUUCUAAAAUAUUUGUUUGCCGGCGCCUGUGCAAUAUUAGGUUUUCACCAGGCGCCUUGUGUGACAUUCUAACAAGUGGACUUGGACAUAGCGAAUACCAAAAUAAAACAAAGGAUGGGAUAAAAAUAAAUAUAACACGUAUGUAGGUCACUGAGUGCCAUCUGUAGCUACAAACAGUAGAUACUCAACUGGGUAACUGGACCGAAAGAUGUCACAUUGGAUUUAAAGUAAAAAUAAAAUUAUGAAAUUUUUCUUUAAAAUUUCCCAACGCCCCUGUUAGGAAGCCGCAGCAGCCCAUAUAGAAAAUUUGCACCCCCAUUUAAAAGGACAAUUUAUUGCGCCCUUAAUAUGUGUGUAAAUGGUUUUUUAUAGUUGAAUUGACUGUUUAAGUGUCUUUCUAUAGACGAUUUUCACGCGGUUGCUCUUCGUUAUAUUAUCAUGGCCCUGCCAAAGGGCAGCGAGCACCCAGGGCGAUGUAGUCAGAUGUAGCAUAUAUUCUGUGAACCACUGGGCUGGACGAAUCACCAGUGGUGAAAACCCGUGUCACAUUUUGUUUACUGUAACAUAAUAUAUAAUGGACUUUGCUAAUUUUUUAUUGUAAUUGAGGAAAAGAGGGGGGGGGGGGGUCGUAAAAACGUCUGCGUGCAACGGAAAGGGGGGGGGGGUGUUACAUAAUUAGUCUUUAUUGCGUUACUGUAGUUUUAUUUAUUUACUAUAGAGAUAUUGCAUUGUACGAUUUUGAGACCAGAUUGUACGAUUUUAGGAAUUUGAGGGUAAACAGGUCUGCAACAAGCUAAAGAUGACCACUGUGCCAAUGAAAGUAUUCUCCAGGCAGCCGAGAUGGCACAUCUUGGAGAUUUUUAAAACAUUAAUUAUUCAAUUUAUUACGAACUACUUAAAAGUUUUUCCAUUUAGGAGUCAUAUAUUUGUGUCUAGAUGACUCCGAAGUUAAGUGUCAUUGCAUGUUAUUAUGUGUUCGCAGGAUGCUGACAGCACCAGCGAUGUUUCUCCUGUCAUGGAGCAUCCUGGGAUACCUUCACAGGGAAUUCCUAGAGCCCCCAGGUGAGAUGUCUUGCAAUAAAAGCAUUCGUGAAUAAAAUCUUGGCAAGCUUUGUGAUAACAAAUACACUAUCUAUGAUUUACAUAGAACAAAACCCAUGUUUUGUAGAUACCAAAAUCCAUGUUUUGUAGAUACCAAAAUCCAUGUCAGUUACAGGCUGUGUAAUCAUCAAUUCAUUAAAUACACAAUUUCGAUACGUUUAAACCUUGUACACUAAAUGUAGAAAGAAAGAAAACUAAAUAUAGUAUGGUUACUCUCAUAAUUAAUUCCUGUUUGCUUGGUAACCGAGGACCCUGGGUUUAAAAAAUAUUUGAGCGAAUAGGUCUUGUCUGCCGACCUCUGUAUUGGUAUUGUCUGUCGACCUCUGUAUUGGUCAUGUCUGCCAACCUCUGUAUUUGUAGCAUGAAGUAGACUCUUCCAAUCCCUUUUGAUGUCUGGAUUAAAUUAUGUUUAAAUUUUGUUUUUAAAUGAUGUCCAUGUGUAAAAACUCCACUGCGCACCAUUUGCGAUGUUUCAAUGUUAAUGUCCCUAUUCCUCACAGCUUAAUGUUCAAAUCAUGUCCCACCUGUACCCCCCUGUAGCUUGCAGUCCCAGGUGUUCACCUCCACAGACGGGUCCAUCAUGACCAAGCAGGAUAUGAUGGUCAAAAGUGAGGUUGUCAAACGGGAAGUGGAUGAGGGUGACUCCAAUGCUGCCGACCAACAACAGUGCACCAUGCAGGUUUUGUUACAACUUCCCACGGGAGAAACAGGUAGUGAACACAGCUGUAAUGACAGGUAGUGAACACAGCUGUAAUGACAGGUAGUGAACACAGCUACACUGACAGGUAGUGAACACAGCUACACUGACAGGUAGUGAACACAUCUACACUGACAGGUAGUGAACACAGCUGCACUGGCAGGUAGUGAACACAGCUGCACUGACAGGUAGUGAACACAGCUACACUGACAGGUAGUGAACACAGCUACACUGACAGGUAGUGAACACAGCUGCACUGAUGGAUAGUGAACACAGCUACACUGACAGGUGAUGAACACAACAGGUAGUAAACACAUCAACACUGACAGGUGGUGAACGCAGCAGGUAGUGAACACAGCAACACUGACAGGUAGUAAAUACAGCAACACUGACAGGUGGUGAACGCCACAGGUAGUAAACACAGCAACACUGACAGGUAGUAAACACAGCAAGACUGACAGGUAGUAAACACAGCAACACUGACAGGUAGUAAACGCAGCAACACUGACAGGUGGUGAACACAGCAGGUAGUGAAUACAUUGACUGCCCUGAAAUGCCUUACAUGGUUUUUCUAGGCAGAUCACGACUGAUAUUUCAAUUUAUAGUAGUAGUUAAAACUCGAAUAAAUGCUCAUUAGCACUUUCUAUUUGUUGAACCAAUCAUUUGUUUACAAUUAGUUUGUUUUCUUUACAUCACUGGGUAUCUGAUUAAGAUGCUGGUGAUUAUUUUAUGAAGAUGGUUAUGCACUUUUCAUGCUUCCCCAUCCACAACUAGGAAAAAGGGUGUGGGGUGGGGGAAUAUUGGCUUGUAAAUGAAUGGGUUUUAUUGUGAGUACCUGCGGUGCCUGAGACUGUACACUAGUGUGUGAGGUUGUACACUAGUGUGUGAGAUUGUACACUAGUGUGUGAGAUUGUACACUAGUGUGUGAGAUUGUACACUAGUGUGUGAGAUUGUACACUAGUGUGUGAGAUUGUACACUAGUGUGUGAGGUUGUACACUAGUGUGUGAGACUGUACACUAGUGUGUGAGAUUGUACACUAGUGUGUGAGAUUGUACACUAGUGUGUGAGAUUGUACACUAGUGUGUGAGAUUGUACACUAGUGUGUGAGAUUGUACACUAGUGUGUGAGAUUGUACACUAGUGUGUGAGAUUGUACACUAGUGUGUGAGCUUUUACACUAGUGUGUGAGAUUGUACACUAGUGUGUGAGAUUGUACACUAGUGUGUGAGCUUUUACACUAGUGUGUGAGAUUGUACACUAGUGUGUGAGAUUGUACACUAGUGUGUGAGAUUGUACACUAGUGUGUGAGGUUGUACACUUGUGUGUGAGAUUGUACAUUAGUGUGUGAGAUUGUACAUUAGUGUGUGAGAUUGUACACUAGUGUGUGAGCUUUUACACUAGUGUGUGAGAUUGUACACUAGUGUGUGAGAUUGUACACUAGUGUGUGAGAUUGUACACUAGUGUGUGAGGUUGUACACUAGUGUGUGAGGUUGUACACUUGUGUGUGAGAUUGUACAUUAGUGUGUGAGAUUGUACAUUAGUGUGUGAGAUUGUACACUAGUGUGUGAGGUUGUACAUUAGUGUGUGAGAUUGUAAACUAGUGUGUGAGAUUGUACACUAGUGUGUGAGAUUGUACACUUGUGUGUGAGAUUGUACACUAGUGUGUGAGAUUGUACAUUAGUGUGUGAGAUUGUACACUUGUGUGUGAGAUUGUACACUUGUGUGUGAGAUUUUACAUUAGUGUGUGAGGUUGUACUGAAAGGGGUGAUAUUGUUUAUUCACAUCUUUGUAGCCUUAUUCAACUUUAUAUUCCAGUACCUAUUAGCAUACCAGCUACCAUCAACAAGAUCCAGUAUUAUGGAAACUCACAGACAGCCCCAAUGCACAGUUUGUCACAACUACCAGCACUUCAGCCAGCGCCAUCAAAACCAGCACCAUCGUUACAAUCCAGUCAGACCACAAGCAUGGCACUUAAACAGGUAUAGUUAUUACACCAUCAUUACAAUCCAUACAGACCACAAGCAUGGCACUCAAACAGGUACAUUUCUUACACCAUCAUUACAAUCCAGUCAGACCACAAGCAUGGGACUCACACUGGUACAGUUAUUUCAUAGGGAAAAUUAAACAAAGGUUUAAAUAAACUUAAAAAAAGAUGAAAAAUAAAAAAGAACAGGUCUGCCCUCACUUUUGGGAUAACAGAUAAAAGUGGGGGGUGGGGGGGGGAACCAAUGAACAGGUGUGCCUUCCUCUAGGAGAAAAGGUAAUUUGUUAACUCAUUCCCUCCGGCAGUCCUACUUCAGUACCGGUACUUAAUUUAUUUUCCUGAGAAAAGGGAGGCAACUCAGUUUUGAAAUUGGUUUACAUUUUUAAAAUAUAUUUUAAGCUGCUAAAUAAUAAUAAAUGUUAAUGAAAUAAGGACGAAAGCAUCAAAAAAUGAAUAAGGUUUAAUAAAAAUAUCACAUUAGCGGCGAAAAAAUAAUGAAAAAUGGCCAAAAAAUUGAUUUUUGGCACAUCGGACGAACACAUACUACAUAUAGACGCGCUGUUCUAAAGCACACGUAGUUGUAAAGUGAAACAAGAUAAAAACUUCCGGUUUUUUAAUUAAAAUCAAGCAGAAAUCACGCUAUAGCUGGAAGUCUUGAGGGACGCGAGAUUUCAUUGCUAUUUAUAACUAAAAAUUAUAGAGGUGUGUCGCUAUGCGCCGGGACGCAUUUGGACGCAUCAGGAGAAACCCCCAAAGGACGCAUUUAGUCGCAACCGUCGGGAAGGAGUUAAGUAAAUUCAUUCUUAUGGUAAUAAGUUCCCUUUUAAUAUAGAUUGCUUCCUGUUCUUAGCAUUGCACUUCAUUGAUGUUUUUGAGAUCUUCGAAAAGAUAAGUUUUAUUUUUUUAUUAAAAUUGAUCUGUUGUUGAUUGUGUUGUCGGCUGAAGAAGGCAUCUGGCCGAAACGUCCGCUUAAUUGUUGUCUUUUAGUUUCAAGCCCAAACAUACUUUUUUCCCCACGCUUUAGUUACAUUACAUUGCUUGAACGCGGUCCCACAUAUAUAAUCUUUUAACACAACCAUUUUAAAGUUAUGGGAUUGUAUUCUUUAUUUGUAUAACUACUUUCAAUUAACUUUUGUAGAGGUUAAAAGCUCAGUUGCAGAGCCAGCUGAGUCCUACAGCCAAAAGUUCAGAGGUCAGUCUAGCCACUUCCAACACUUCCUCUUAUAUAUCCACCAAUGCUGCCACCCCUGGGAGUGGAAGCGGGCAGGUCCUCAUGGGUGACACCUCUCCGAUCGUCAUGGUGGAAUCACCUGGGUCAGAGAUGAACUUUUCAGAUUCCUCAGAUUAUUCAAUAGACAGGUGAGUAGGGGACUUCCUGGUGAAUCUUAUAUUUAUUAUAAAAACUUUGUUAACUCUUAAACCAAUGAAUUUACGUGUUUAAAAAGACAUUAGAGAUACUCUUAAUUAUGAAAGCCUUUUUUUUUGCUGUUUGUUGAAGUAGAAAACAACCAAGCAGAUGUAUGUCAGCUGAAUUUCUAACUAAAAAAUCAAGUUGCAGGUUUCCAGACAAUUUGAACCAUUGUCAGAUAUUAAAAAAAAAUAUUGUCCUGUAAUCUUAAAUUAUGUUUUAUAGCCUAAAGUGUUAGCUACGAUACCUGUAAAAUAACUUCUCUGGUAGAAUAAAAUCAGAUGGCUUGAGAUUGUUUUACAAAAGUCUUAAUAAUUCUAUUUUAGAAUGUCACAAAUUUUCUUAAUGUUUAUUUUUCAAAGCAAACGCCAAAAAAUGAGUCCAGAGUCAGGUGACCCAGAGGAGAGGAGGAGAAAGUUCUUAGAAAGAAACAGGUCAUUUGAGUUUGCUGCUGUUUGGGGACAGUUGUUUGUCCCAUCUUUAUGUUAUCCAAGUUUUGAAUCUGACCCGCAAGCACAGUAUUUAAAAAAUUAAAAAUAAAGAUUUAAGAUAUGGAAUGAAAAUGAAACAAAUUUUACAACAUUGGUAAAUGCUUAGUUGUACAUUCAAACCUUUAAAUGACAUUAUGGUGAUAUGAAAAGAUGCCCCCCCCCCCGUGCUAAGAUUAUCCUAUUGAGUGCUUCAUUGUGUAUGAACAGGGCUGCGGCUGCCAGGUGUCGGCAGAAGAGAAAACACUGGAUUAGUAACUUGGAGAAAAAGGCUGAUGAACUGCAAGGUACAAACUUCAGAUUGCAGGUAUGUGAUUUUCUGAAACUUUAGAUAAAUGCAGAUAUUGGGGUAGCUCAGAUUUUAAAAAAAAUGCAGUCAUUGGGAUUUGAGAUAUUUGUUUAUGAUCUCUCCCUUACAUAUAACACAAUCAGGGAUUCUAAUACUGUGAACCAAGUGUCCAGAAAUGGCCCAAAAAUAAUGUCUGUCAGGGAAACCUUGUUUAUUGUAGCAGAUAAAUGGUGAAAAAAAAAAUUACUUGAAAUAGAUCAAAUAUCUAUUCUUUCUGGGUCUGAUGCUCUGUUGCAGAAUGAGGUGAAGUUGCUGAGGGGUGAGGUAGCCCAGCUUAAGACACUGCUGUUAGCUCACAAAGACUGCCCUGUAACACAGCAGCUAAAGUCACAGGGACAGUUACAACACAGUAAGUGGACAUUUGUUUAAAUCAAGGAGCCAUAUUUGUACAAAUAAAGGAUUCAAACUUUACCAAGUUUAUUGUUUAAACACCGACAAGGGUGGCCAAAUAAAAUAAGAACGUCUUGAUUUCUAAUCAAUAAAUUGAUCGUGGGCCCUUAAUAUAUAGAAGAAGAAGCAAAUUAAUCACUAAACGAUUUAGCAGUGGUGUGCGAAAUAAUUGCAUUAAUGUGACGUGCUUGUUAUUUCUCCCCCCCCCCCCCCCCGCUUCUAUUAAAAUUGCACGAUAGUUGACUCUUGAGUCAAGCAAGGGUUUAUCUAAUUGAAUCAAUUUCUUAAAAUUUAAAGAUUGAAACCAGAAGUUGCUGGAAUAAUGAACUCAUGCUUGCGUUGGUAAGUCUUUUGAUGAAACUAUUUUCAUUUAAGAAAGUAAUCAAACCAGAAUUGCUCUAGCAAUGAAAGAUAAUUCAGGACAGACUCAGCUUUUAUUGGGCCACCUUUUUACAUGUUGCUUGCAACCUCCCCAGGAGAUGUUGGCACCAGUGCUUUACAAAAUUUACUCAUCAACUGUUCUUUGGCAUUGGAAAAUUUGUUUUUUGGUUUGCAAAAUUCCUUUAAACUGUUAAAAAAAGUAAUGAUGGUUAAAAGUAGAUCUUUUCAAAUAUAUUUAUGAUCGUUUAAUAAGUUCUGUAUUAUCCUAUAUAAUAAGUAUUUUCGGCACCUCUCUCCCAGUAGUUUUGAGCGAUUCAAGUCUGGCAUCUCAGGAACUUGCCCAGGUUGUGCCGACCUCCGACAUGACGUCACAAUCCAUGCAGCUUGGUCAGACCAUAGUGACAUUUUUACAGGACUCGGUGCUAAGUCAAGACUGCAACCCUAUCAAUGAAUGAAUGCUGCGAGGAUGAACCUUUUGUUUUGAUUUGUCGACGAGACCGUGAUGGUGAACAAGUCAUGUGAUUUGGUUGCUUGGUGUCUUCAUCCACUGGACAUUUUUAUUGAGAUGCAGGGACCGGUUGGGGCAUACCAUUUGCUGUCUUACUCCUGCUGUCUUACUCCUGCUGUCUUACACGUGCUGUCUUACGAAUGCUGUCUUAUGUGUGCUGUCUUACUCAUGCUGUCUUACUCAUGCUGUCUUACUCAUGCUGUCAUACUCACGCUGUCUUACACUGUCUUACUCACUCUGUCUUAUGCUGUUUUACUCAUGCUGUCCUACUCACGCUGUCUUACUCACCCUGUCUUACUCAUGUUAUCAUUUCUGACUUUUUAGGAAGUUUAGUUCUACUAGCUUGCUGUUUUGAUUUCAGUCUUUGUUUCUCAACUAAAUUCUGUUUAAGCUACAAACAGCAGCUCUCUAUGCAAGGCAAACCAAAGUUUAUUUUCCCUGAGGCCAUGCUAAGCUCCAGUUAACUCGGGAAUAGUUUUCAUCCUUUGACGUUGUUCCUCUUGUUAGUCACUCAUCAGUUGAGUAGCUCUUUGCCAUCUAAGUCACUCAUCAGUUGAGUAGCUCUUUGCCAUCUAAGUGACUCAUCAGUUGAGUAGCUCUUUGCCAUCUAAGUCACUCAUCAGUUGAGUAGCUCUUUGCCAUCUAAGUGACUCAUCAGUUGAGUAGCUCUUU
Messenger RNA from Lymnaea stagnalis (great pond snail), 13777 nucleotides. The record is from the annotation of a GenBank genome assembly. NCBI's taxonomy places the organism in Eukaryota, Metazoa, Mollusca, Gastropoda, Lymnaeidae.